Saprolegnia parasitica CBS 223.65 is the source of this 631-nucleotide messenger RNA. RefSeq lists its product as hypothetical. NCBI's taxonomy places the organism in Eukaryota, Oomycota, Saprolegniomycetes, Saprolegniales, Saprolegniaceae. Gene Ontology annotation, cellular component: mitochondrion. Gene Ontology annotation, biological process: P450-containing electron transport chain. Gene Ontology annotation, molecular function: 2 iron, 2 sulfur cluster binding. Bases 59 to 508 code for a protein of 149 amino acids. The record is from RefSeq and is a predicted model, not a curated record. The transcript has a single exon.
UGCCCGCUUAAGGACGUCGUCCAAUGGUAGGAAGGUCACUGCAAUUUCCACGUCCACGAUGAUCGGCCGCCUUCACCUCCGCGCCUUGGCCCCGAUGGCCCGCGCCUGCAAGACCAGCAUGGCUCCGUCGACCCGCGCCAUGAUGGCCGCUCCGUGGAGCGCCCGUAGCAUGUCUACGGACAAGAUCACUUUUACCUUUAUCGAAGCCGACGGUGCCAAGAAGGACGUCACAACCGCGGUCGGCGAGACCAUCUUGGACAUUGCCCACGCCAACGACAUUGAGCUCGAGGGCGCUUGCGGCGGCGAGCUGGCGUGCUCGACGUGCCAUUGCGUCUUUGAUCCGACGAUCUUUGCGACGUUGCCCGCGAUCUGCGAAGAGGAAGAAGACAUGCUCGACCUGGCAUGGGGCUUGACCGAUACGUCGCGCCUCGGUUGCCAGGUCAAGGUCACAAAGGACAUGGACAAGAUGGUCGUCAAGAUCCCGGACGAGAGCAACAACAUGAUGUAAUAGAGCGCUCUCGCCAUCCUAAUCGUCGUCGUCCACCAAUUCUGUCGCACCACCAAGCAUGCGCUGCACGACGUGUGUGUUACUGAUGAUUAAUGCAGUAAAUCAUGCAUGAUGCGUUCAAAC